Messenger RNA from Chenopodium quinoa (quinoa), 1199 nucleotides. Its product is annotated as dnaJ homolog subfamily C member 17-like. The record is from RefSeq and is a predicted model, not a curated record. The transcript has 4 exons. Lineage: Eukaryota; Viridiplantae; Streptophyta; Magnoliopsida; Caryophyllales; Amaranthaceae. Gene Ontology annotation, molecular function: nucleic acid binding. Bases 1 to 924 code for a protein of 307 amino acids.
AUGGUUUACUGUUACUGUAGGAGAGAGAAAGGUUUACAGAUAACAAUUGAGGAAAUAGACCAUUACAUAGUUCUUGGGUUAGUUACAGGAGAAGAAGGAUCAAAGCUCACUGAGAAAGAAAUUUCCACAGCAUAUCGAAAAAAAGCUAUUGAAUUACACCCAGAUAAAAAUCUCAACGACCCAGAUGCUCCAGCUAAGUUCCAGAAACUUCGAGUUUCUUACGAAAUUCUCAAAGAUCCUAAAGCUAGGAAAGAAUUCGAUGAUUUACUUAGGGUUAGGAGAGAGAAGAAGGUUCGGGAUAAGCAAUUCGAUGCGAAACGACGUCGGAUGAUGUCGGAUUUGGAGGAGAGAGAAAGGGCAUCGUUUGUUGAUCCGGAGAAGAAGGCUCGUGAUGAAGAGGAGGCUAUUAUGAAGAAAUUGGCUGAGGAAAUUGCUAGAAUUAAAGCUAGUUUGGCGAAGAAACCAGUUUUUGAGGAGGAGAGGGGAGAGAAUGUGGGUGGUGUUGGUGGGGUUGCAUUGGAUAAGAUUAAGGUGUUGAAGGUGAGUUGGGAGAAGGGCGAUUCCGAGUAUAGCGCGAGUCGAUUGAAGGAAUUGUUUGAGGAAUUUGGAGAUGUUGAAAAUAUUGUGAUUAAGGGUUCUAAGAAGAAGAGUUCUUGUUCUUCUGCACUUGUUGUUAUGGGAUCAAAAGAGGAUGCUGUUGCUGCUACUGGAGUUAUGAUUGGGGAUUUAUCAAAUCCAUUGCUGGUUUUGCCUCUUGAACCAACUAAACCAAUGCCUUCUGUUAGAGCCCAAGCUCCGGUGGAGCGAGACGAAGCACCCAUGGGGAAUGUUGUUGGGGCGGGAUUUCAGGCGUUUGAGGAUUCAGUUCUUGAUAAACUCAGAAAGGCUGCAGAGAAACAAAAAACAAACAAGAAGGAAAUUUAAGACAAAAGUGCUAUUGAUUUCACUGCAGAAGCUCCGGGCUUCACCCGACAGACUGUCGCUUUGGAUGACUGCUUCCUCUUGACAGAAUUAAAGUUUAUCUUCUGAGGAUCCCAUCACAACUGUAUGAAGAACCAUUUUCCAUCACAAGUGUGCACAACAAUGGCCCAAAGGUCACGGAGCUACAAAUUACCUAUCAGAAGCUAUUCUAAGCUUGCAAACUUGUAAAGUUGUAAUGCUUUGAAAAAUCUUUGUAUAUUUAUACAAGUUGAUCGUCA